CGCCAUAAGAGUUCUUUGCUGGGUAUGAGGAUCGCUUCUCCUAAAGGAAAGCUGAAGGAUUCCCAAAAGUAUUUUUCAGAAAUCAGAAGCGAUACAGAACCUCUUUCAAAGCAGAAUAUAUCCAUCAUUCCCAAAGACACUACUUCUGUUCAUACAGCUAAAUUUAUACAGGAAGGCCAAAAUAUGUUCCCACAAGACUCAAGUUAUUAUUCAAUAGCAAAUAAAGAACCAGAUGUGCCAAGAAAUGGUCAGAGGCUUGGUAAAGAUGAUAAUGAUCUCCAUUCUACUCUAGAAAGUUUAACUAGCUCAUUAAUGGAUAAACAUAGUGAAUCAGAUGCAAUAAUGUUAAAAUCCUUUUUAAAAAACAUCUUCAAUAUUUUUUUCAAAUAUAUUCAAUCUGAAAGAAGAGGACAACCAGAAAAAGAAUUAGAAAGACUAAUUCAACCUUUUACAAGUGACACAGAACACCUUGAAAAAAUCCAAGAUAAUUUUGAAAAAGCAGACAAAUUAGACAGAAAACCUAUUUUGAGUCCAAAGCUGCAUGUGUUUCUAGAAGAACUCUCAGAGUCAGAAAUAAAAAAUUUAAAAUCUGAAUUAAGUAAACAAAUCCAGCAUUACCUUGUAGAAAGACUUUCAGAAUCAGGACAUAUCACCAAGGAGGACUUACCAAAAAUCUAUCAAAAUCUCUAUCUGAUGAAUGAGAAAGCAAACUGGAAAGGGCCAAACAUUUUUCAGGGGAAAUAUUCUGAAGCUGUGAAAGAAAUCAUGUCUUUUGUCAACAAUUUCAAUCACCAUUUCAUAGAUAAACAUUUAGAAAUAAAGUUAAGAUCUUUUUUAAAUAAGAUUCUUCAAAACUAUUUCCUGAAAACCAUUUCAGAAAGCAGUUUAUUUAAUGAGACAGAAUCUGAGACUAUAUACCCAAACAUAUCUUCUCUAAGUACUAAAAGUGCCUCAAUAUCUUUUCCCGAACUAGAACAAGAUAUUUCAAAGGGGAGUUUUGGUAGAAGGUUCGAAAUAAAUAUGAAAUAUCCUUUAAGUAAACCUCUACAAAACUAUCUGAUAGCUUUAUCAGAAAAUGAAUUAUUAAAUCUAAAAGCUGAUUUAAGCAAACACCUCCAGAGACUUUUUAUAGAAAAACUUUCAAAAUCAGGACUAAUGCCAAAAAGGCAAUUAGAGGGGAUCAGCCAGCAUAUAAAUUUGCUUAAUUCUAGUUCUACACCAUUAAAAUAUAUAAAGACACAUUUACCUUUUAGAUAUGACAAUCACUUUAUGGAGAAGCAUUCAGAAAAGCAAAAUAAAUAUUCAAGAAUUGUUCAACAAACCUCUUUACAAAUGGUUUCUGAAGAUAAACUUACAGAAAUAGAAUUGAGUGGAGAGAAAGAAAAUAAAUAUUUUCCCUUACAGAAUUUAAAAGAAAAUUCACCUUUAAUUAGGGAAUGGAAAAGUUAUUACCCUAAAGCAGCAGCUAAAACACCAAGUUUAAUAAAAGUACAAGCUUCUUCCAAUAAAAAUAUCCAGGCAAGUCCAUUAAAUAAGUCAUCAGAAAUACUUACAGAUAUAGUACUUAAGAAACUAAGGAAAGAACAUGGUUUCACGCAGCUUCCUCAAGGAGAAAAUUCUGUUCAUAAAACAGAGAUUCAAGACCCAUAUAGUUGGGGUGGUAAAUCAAAAAUAACUCAAUCAAAAGCUUGGUGUGAAAGGACACUGAAAAUGAAGUCCCUUGAUAGAAAGGAGUAUAUAAACAUCUGUAAAUGGACUGUUCAGGAAAAACCUGAAGCAGUAUUAACAUCGUAUCCAAGAAUUCCUAACAGCAGAAUGCCAAGGGAAGAUAACUACUUAAACAGACUCACUGUCCCUUCCUGGCAAACUAGCACCUUAACUCAUUUCAAUUCAGAGACGGGGGAGAAAUUAAAAUUAGAAGACCAGUAUUGUCAGAGAUUGAAAGGAAAUAAUAACAAUAAUAAAAAACACAUAGUAACAUUUGCACAAUACGAAAAAGAAAUACAAACUCUUUAUAUAAAACCAGAUGAAAUUUGCAGUGAAAAAUGUGCCAAGUUCCCUGAAAUACAGCCAUUCCAAUAUAAAGUUGUAGGAGAUGAGAAAAACUCAAAACCAUCCCUCUUCCCAGAAUUAUUUAAGAGAGAAGACCUAAAACCCAACGUCCAAAAAGAAAGAGACUGUGUCGCCAGACCAAAAAAGUCAUUUAACAAGAUAGUCAAGAUAUUACCAACCACACUGCCCGCCACAAGAAUUCAUCUAAAGAAGUCUGUUCCAAGGACACGGCUUCACUGGACUGCAAGAACCGCUAUACAUGAUUGUUCGGAUAAAUUCGAGGAUUUACAUAACAUUACCUCACUUACACAUCUUAAAAAAGUAAAAUCAAGAUCAAGGCUUUCAGGAAAAAGCUCAGAUGAUAUCCACAAUCAUGCAAAAAACUCUGCAAGACCAUAUACUGCUCCAGAGGUUAACAAGCGACGAGAAAGAGAAGGCUACAAUGGAAAGUUUACAAAUCGUCAAAUGGUUUCAUCAGGCUUAGUUAACAUAAAUGAUACAUCAGAUUAUGAAUUGCAUAAAAUGCGGCCAAAAAAAAUCAAAAGAGGAUAUUGAAAAAUGUUCACUCAUUUUUGAUAUUACAAAAUGUGCUUAACUCAGAAUGAUGUGUGAGGCACAGUCAGAAUAUCAUUUCUCCAUUAACAAAAUGGUUUGGAGAUCUCUUCUUUUGUGUGACAGAAGUCAGCAACCAAAUUUCAUCUUGUUAGAACCAUUUUGUUUUGAUUAAAAUGAAAACAAACACA
Molecule: messenger RNA, 2795 nt
Organism: Sapajus apella (tufted capuchin)
Lineage: Eukaryota; Metazoa; Chordata; Mammalia; Primates; Cebidae
Exons: 2
Coding region: 25-2607 (860 amino acids)
Source: RefSeq, a predicted model, not a curated record